UUUAAUGUUGCUUGCCAAUGAGCCCCUUUUUCGUACAUUAUUAUCCUUUUCAUUCUCAUCUGUAAUACCUUAAUUUUUUUAAUGUUUCAUUAGCCCUUCUGUAACGGUAUCUGGAAAAUUACAGUUGAAAUAUACUCGCCGCCAACGUCCCUUUAAUUAAAACACACACAGUAGUUAAUACUACAAAAUGUCAUCACGUUACAAUGGCCCAGGAGCGGGCCUCCGUGGACAACCUCGUGCGCCAAGGCAGCGUUCCAGGCCACGCGAUCAUACGGACAAUACCUCAUACUCUAACACCGAUAGACAACAAGCAUACAUAGACAAAGAUAUUCCUGAUGUACCUAGCCCGCGCUCUUACCAGUCGUCCCACCAGCGGCAAUGGAGUGAUGCUUCGUCUCUGCAAGGUGGCACAUUGCCACCAACACAUUAUCAGCAACAACAACCUUACCAAGGUGCGCAAAAUUACCCAUACAGUAAUAACCAUCAGUCCCCUUACAUGGGUCCAUCGUCUGGAUCGCCAGCAUCUCCACCUCCCUUGUCCUCAUCGCCAUCCUCAUCCUCUUCAUAUUUUUAUUCCCCAGACCAGCGUUCGCAUUCUAAUGCAUAUCCACCAUCACAGCGACAUCAACAAUAUCAGCAUCAGGGCUCAUCUCAAAGUAAAUCAGCUUCACGCGCUGGUGGUCAUGCUUACAGUCCAGGAGGUCGUCACGACCAAAGUCCUAUGAUGUCGCCCACUACCCCUGACAGCUGGAGAUCUCCACCUGGACCACGUGGAUAUGGAUCUCAGGCUCCACAAUACUCCUCCAUAAAUCAGCAUCGCCAACAUCCGCAUCAAAAGCCUUAUCCAACUGCAUCUUCCGUCUCGAAUGAUGAUCAUCUUGGUUUUCAGCAUCGACCAAGCAACCGUGGUCAUGAAUAUGAUUCAGACGAUUAUUACAAUCGAUCUGGUGGCCGCAAUGGAGCCCCUAGCUAUGGCUCCAGUCAGGAUCAGGGACAGAACUGGUAUAAUGAUGAUCGAGACCGAGGAAGGAGUGAGAGAAAUGAACGAAAGGAACCAACUCUACGGCCCAAGCCCCAUACUUCAGAUGAGUGGUCCAGAUCACCUACGGGAACAGAGAAUGAGACCGAGAUUCUUCCCUGGAGCGAUGAUGAAGCUAUUGUAACGAAAGCGAUUCGAUCUCCGCCUACAGAAUACUUGAACGAAAAGACGUUACCUCCGAUCCCUAGUAAAGGAGCAGUGACAAAUGUUGAUGCCAGAGUUAAUGUUAAUUAUAACGCUAGUGGAAGGAGCAUGGAUUCUGAUAUGAUCAAGGUCGAAGUCGGAGAAACAACCACGGUCAUCCCAACAACAAGUGAAAGCUUCGGCGUCAACUUUGUUAAGAACAUACCCAGUUCACCCUCUAUGGCUUUGCGAUACAAUAAUAGCAACAUCAACAACGUUAAUACCUCAUAUCACCAGGCACCUACUGGCGCGAUCCAAAGUAUGGCAGGAGCGGCCUCCGCCUUGAGAGCAGCAGCUGCGUUAGGCAAUCAAAAAACUCUUCAAGAUGAAGCACCAGUUCGGCUCCCUCGCUCCACAGAAAAACCAAUGUCGUCAGAAUGGGAUGGCCAACGGAUUAGUCUUGACGACAUGCUCUCAAGCCCCCCAACAGUCAUCCAAGACAGUCGUCAACAAGCCAUUAACAGUUGGCGCACCUAUCCUCCCCUCCAUCCUCGCGAAGAUAAUAGUGAGAAAUCCUUUGUGGAUUUGAAGGGCAAGCGACGAAGUAGUUUACCAGACAAGUUUGUACCCAAUUGGAAUGAGCACACAGAGAAUUGGAGGAAUAGCAUCGGUCAAAGGCGGCCCUCCUGGAUGGCAGACAGCAAAGGUGGCUUCUAUGAAGCUGCAGAUAACGCCAUUAACACUGAGAUUGAUCCCUUGGCGCGAAAACCAUCAUGGGCCAAGGAUAGACAGGUGCCUGAACAAACGUCUGUCUCUACCAAUGCGAUGAAAGAUCACCAAGACAACUAUAGAGACACAGAGACUGGCAAAUUCAAGCGUUUAUCAGAUCAAGGUACAGAUCGCCUUCAUCGUCGAUCGCGUUCUUGGUCUCCACCUCCUGGCCUGAUCCGUAAUGACGCCGUUAAGGAAUCAGGCCAUUUGCAAAGUGAUCAGGCUGAAUAUGAGACGAGCACCGUUCCUUCAAAUGUUUGGCGACACGAUUCAUAUGCGUCGACCAUCUCUCAAUCUCGUUCCCGAUCGCGAUCUGCUUCUUCCCAAAGGCGGUCACGCGAUUUGAAAUCCCGAGGCUCGUAUUCUAGGUCAAGAUCUCCAUCGUUGAAUUCACGAGACAGUUCAAGCUCACGCUCGCGGUACAGAUCCCGAUCCUGUUCGCGAUCAAGAUCUCUCUCUCGUUCCCGUUCCCGUUGCCGUUCCCGUUCUCCGCGGCCCCAUAGCCGUGGCUCUGACGAAUUCGACGGUAUCGAGGGCUCAGUAGAUACAGGGCUACGAAAACACGGCUCUACUCGUUUCUCUUGGCGUUCUAUAGACGAUGCAUCUCCAAACCCUAGACGUUCUUGGGAAACAACGGCAUCCUUAGCUAUUAAUACAGAUGUCAAAGGUUAUGGAUUUGAAACCCACAACAUGUCAAAUUCAACUUUAGAGGGUAGAGAACCGGUGUCGCGGUCAAGCAAGGGUACACUGAUCAGCUCAGAUUCGGACAGUCAAGAUUCACCUCCACUUAAAGUGCAAUACGGACGCAGAGCCCUUCAAGAUGAUGAUGACGAUGAUAACCAGACUGUUUCAUCCAAAUAUCCGGUAUCAAUUAUCUCUACACUUAAUCUACCCCCUGCUACUUCGCCCACGUCACCUCCGAUACCGCCUAUACCAAGCACCUAUCCAUCAACUGCGGCCUCUAGCCCGUAUUCAAGCUUUGCACCACCACCGAUACCGGACUCUCCGGCGCUUACCGGGACCCAGAGCCAAUCUUUGAUGACAUCGGUGACAAAUGUAUCAAUCGAGGCUACCAUUGCCACGAUUCAAAGCUCCAGGGUUUCUGUAGAAAGUUUCAGGACCGUUCCUGGCCAAGAUCAGGAUGUAGAAUUGGAUUUUGAAGCAGAUACGAUAUAUGAUCGUGGUUUGCCUCCUAUCUCAUCGUCUUUUGUUUCCAUGACGACAGUUCGGGGCGAUGACGACAGUAGCAGUAGUAGCAACAGAAGUAGCACUACUAGUAGCACUGUUCAGGCGUCCACUGCUCCUACAUCUGCACCUCGCUCCAAUCCUCUUAGUGUUACUACCAAGGAAUUGAGAAGGAACGGAUCGUCCACAAAUUCUGCAAGCCCUCUCUCUGCUCGCUCUGCUCGCUCCUUUAUGUCACCAUUAUCUGCACAUUCAGUCACGUCAAUAUUGUCUGCAUCGCCGCCCCCUCAGAGAGCCCCACCUCCCAUUCCAGUCAUAGACUCGAACUUUGACUCGGCCUCGCCCACUGUUGGUUCUGGGCUCUUUAAUAAUACAACUAAGCGCUCGGGCAGUGGUGGAGGCGCGCGUGGGAUGCGUUCUGGCUUGAGCAAGCAAGUUCUGCCUGCGAAUAUCCCGCCACCGUCUGAUACUCCAGUUGGUGGCGCUCAAAAACCAUCUUAUGGAAUCAUUCCUCCACCAAUUCCAUCUUCCUUCAACAACCCCUCUAUGAUGAUGACCACCAGAAGGCCCUUGCCCUGGAAAAGGGAGAAGAAUCAAAAUCUGCACGCGAGACUUGGGAACAAGAGCGUGCUCAGCUUCUCAAAGAUAUGAACCGCCUUCGCGAGGAGCACAAGGAAGAACUAGAAGAGAGCGCACAGCAAGCGAGAUCCAAACAUGAACAAGAAUUGGAGCGUCUGACAUUAGAUCAUGCAGCUGCCUUGAAAGAUCAACUGAUCAGAGUUACAGAAGAGCAUUCCAAAGCCUUGGAGAUGCAAAGAGAAUAUUUGCAAGCAGAUCACCAACAGGCUAUCGAUAACCUAACGAAUGAGUUGAACUUGCUCGGAAUAAAGCAUACUCAGGACUUGGAGACUCUACGAUCUGAACAUGAGACUUC
This is a messenger RNA of Lobosporangium transversale, 4052 nucleotides long. RefSeq lists its product as hypothetical. Bases 188 to 3769 code for a protein of 1193 amino acids. NCBI's taxonomy places the organism in Eukaryota, Fungi, Mortierellomycota, Mortierellomycetes, Mortierellales, Mortierellaceae. The transcript is spliced from 3 exons. The record is from RefSeq and is a predicted model, not a curated record.